Molecule: messenger RNA, 1098 nt
Organism: Miscanthus lutarioriparius
Lineage: Eukaryota; Viridiplantae; Streptophyta; Magnoliopsida; Poales; Poaceae
Source: the annotation of a GenBank genome assembly
AUGGCUGCGGUUGAUGCAACAACCAAGGAGAUGGAGGCACUGCAUGUUGGACAAAAUGAUGAAACAAAAGAGAAUCUUAUUAGAGAAGACAAAGCUGCAAACAACAAUCAUUCUGUUCUUGCAGCUCAGUCCUCACCACCAGAGGAUGAUGACGAUGAAGCAUUGCUGACGGUCCAUCUAAAGAUGGAGCACCAGGUACGGAAAUAUAUGAGGAGCAUCAUAAAGCCUGGAAUGUUAAUGAUUGAUCUAUGUGAGACGUUGGAAAACAUGGUCCGGAAACUUAUCAAGGAGAAUGGACUGCAAGCUGGCAUUGCCUUUCCAACUGGAUGCUCCUUGAAUUGGGUUGCAGCUCACUGGACUCCAAAUGCGGGUGACAAAACUGUGCUACAAUACGAUGAUGUGAUGAAGCUGGAUUUUGGAACACAUAUAGAUGGGUACAUUAUUGAUUGUGCAUUUACUGUUGCAUUCAAUCCUAUGUUCGAUCCAUUGCUUCAAGCAACGAGAGAUGCCACAAAUACAGGGAUCAAGGAAGCUGGAAUAGAUGCACGGCUUGGUGAUGUUGGUGCUGCAAUCCAAGAAGUUAUGGAGUCAUAUGAGGUUGAAAUCAAUGGGAAAGUUUUCCAAGUUAAAAGUGUUCGGAACCUCAAUGGACAUAGCAUUGGGCCAUAUCAAAUCCAUGCUGGGAAAUCAGUUCCAAUAGUGAAAGGUGGAGAACAAACAAAAAUGGAGGAAGGGGAGUUUUAUGCCAUCGAAACUUUUGGAUCUACGGGAAAGGGAUUUGUCAGGGAGGACUUGGAAUGCAGUCAUUACAUGAAGAACUUUGAUGUUGGACAUGUGCCAUUGCGGUUAGCAAAGGCCAAGCAACUACUUGGGGUCAUCAACAACAACUUUGGAACGCUUGCCUUUUGCCGCCGGUACUUGGACCGCCUUGGUGAGACCAAGUAUCUCAUGGCUCUGAAAAAUCUAUGUGAUAAUGGCAUCGUUCAGCCGUAUCCUCCCCUGUGUGAUGUGAGAGGGAGCUACGUCUCUCAGUUUGAGCACACCAUCCUACUCCGGCCAACCUGCAAAGAGGUCAUUUCCAGAGGCGAUGAUUACUGA